CACCAACUCUUCUUCUCUACGAUACACCACAAAAUAUAUGUAUAUUAUAUAUAUACACACACAUAUACAAUCACCGCCACCAAACCCAAAAACAAAUCUCUUGGUUUGCUACCAGCAAAAUCUAGUCUUUAAUCAAUCCAUCGAUGGAGGAGUUGCCACCAGAUGUCAUGGCCGAUGUUCUCUCAAGGCUUCCGGUCAAGACCAUCAUCCACUGCAAGCUUGUUUGCAAGAAGUGGCAGAAUCUGGUUUUGGACUCUUACUUUGUUAAUCUUCACCUCUCCAAAUCACCUCCAAGCCUCGUCAUUCAUCAUAACUCUGAAAAAGAUCUUAUAGGUUAUUACAAACCGGGAAUUUUGAAGUGGGUGGAAAUAGAAGAUGAACUCGAUCACCACCAUCUGCAUCACGACCCUGUCACGAGCCUUGAUCUUAAUCUUGCACCCAGUUUCCAGAAGACUCAAAUACUCCCGGUGGGCUCAGUGAAUGGUCUGAUCUGCUUAUGGCAGUUUGGUCCUGAAGGUGAUAAUACUUACAUAUGCAAUCCAAUCACCAGAGAAUACAUGAUCCUCCCUAGACAACGAUACUAUAGAGAAGGUUAUGCAAUAAUCGUGUAUGGUUUUGGAGUCAGCUUAAUGACAGGGGAGUACAAAGUAAUAAGGACUUUCCAAGGGGAUAUACCGCCAGACCCUUAUGUAUCAUCACGACCCAGUCUGUUAGAAGCCGAGGUUUACACCCUUGGCACAAACCAAUGGAGAAGUCUUGGUCAUGUCCCAUACUGGCUUAAUGGGUUCCAUGGGCCAUUUCUGAACGGCCAUUUUCAUUGGAUUGUUUGUGAGAAGGAUGAUGCCUCUGAAAAGCUUUGUACUUUUGAUUUAGACAAGGAGACAUUUCAAUUGUUUCCUUCUCCUCCUAUUGAAUCUAUAGAAGAAAGUCAAAUCCAUUUCCAAAGUUUAGCGGUCCUAAAGGGUUGCUUGUGUCAAUCUGAUACCUACGAUUCUGAAUUCACGAUAUGGGUGAUGAAGGAAUACGGGAUCAAGAAAUCUUGGCAUAAAGAGGUGGUGAUCAAGCAAGCUAUCAGCCCUGAUCUAGAUUGGCUGAUGUGGGAACCCAUGUAUCUGAUUGAGGGUCUAAAAGAUGGAAGGAUUUUGAUGAUGUAUUGUGAAGACAAACUGUUGUCAUAUUGUCCUAAGAGCAAAACAGUCGAAAACACAGAAAUUUUCGACCGCUACUUAUCAGGAAUGGCUUAUCGUCCUAGCUUUCUUAAACUCGAGAACUUUGAAUCUGAGAGGGUUCAUGUGUUGUAAAGGUCGAAGAAACUCCACCAUGAACACCCACUUUCGAAUUUAUGUUACCAUUCCAUUCAAAUCUAUGCAAGUAAUUCCUAGUUUCAUCUUAAAGUAGUAUUGUACAGGUUUCACAUACAUCCAUCACUGUAUAAAC
Cynara cardunculus var. scolymus (artichoke) is the source of this 1437-nucleotide messenger RNA. Its product is annotated as F-box protein At3g07870-like. The transcript has a single exon. The record is from RefSeq and is a predicted model, not a curated record. The coding region runs from base 144 to 1301 and encodes 385 amino acids. Gene Ontology annotation, molecular function: protein binding. Lineage: Eukaryota; Viridiplantae; Streptophyta; Magnoliopsida; Asterales; Asteraceae.